AUGCCAUCCCAAUCGGAAGCUAAGGCACAGAACGUUGCGCGUGGUCACAAGGCAGCGAUCAGCAACCCGAACGUCUCGGAGGAGGCUAAGGAACACUCCCGCCAAGUCCUCGAGGAUAUCGAGGGAACCAGCGACCGCGACGCCUUCGUGGCGAGCACCGGGACGGAGAAACAUUCCAACUAUGACUCUGACCGUGCUGCUAAGACGGCCGGCGACGUACGUGUUGCAAAUUGUCAGGAGAUCCUCUGCUCAGCCUCGUUUGUAGUAAAUGUCACCGCGAUGCACGGAAUCCAGGAAACUGCAACGACGAAGUAG
Dichomitus squalens LYAD-421 SS1 is the source of this 315-nucleotide messenger RNA. RefSeq lists its product as uncharacterized. The record is from RefSeq and is a predicted model, not a curated record. Gene Ontology annotation, cellular component: cytoplasm. The coding region runs from base 1 to 315 and encodes 104 amino acids. Lineage: Eukaryota; Fungi; Basidiomycota; Agaricomycetes; Polyporales; Polyporaceae. The transcript is spliced from 3 exons.